GGGCGAGCGUUAGGAGUGCCCUUGUGGGUGCAACAAGGCAUGAAGUCUAUGGUUGUGGAAGGGAUUUUGAAAACAAAAAACCAGUGGUUCUCGGGUGGGGCGACCCAAAGUGAAUGAAUAAAAGUUAGGUGCUGUAAUAUGUGAUUGUGUUUGGAGGAAAAUCGCAACAUGCUGCUCCAGAUUGCUGUUGGGUUUCUGUAUGUGGCAGGGGUUAGGGCUCAAUUUGACACCUCUAUCCAUCGCCAAUACAUCAAUUGCUUCAAAUUUGAAAACACUGACGACCCGGAUUUUCAAAUCGAAAUCACCAACUUGACCUCCGUGGGAUCGAUUGAAAGUUGCGUCUUGGCCUGUCAAAACCAGUUUUCCAUGUACGCUGGUUUACAUGAUGGAGGACGUUGCUUCUGUGGAUCCUCCUAUGGACGAUUUGGUCCUGGAGAUUGCAAAUCACGUUGCACUCAGACCCCGUCUGAUAUCUGUGGAGGUGAAUCAGCCAUCAGUGUUUACAGCACGGAUGUUAAAGUACCGGGUCCACCAGGAUCCUUGGAGCUGGUCGAGACCGAAAUGACCAGCUUAGGUAUUCGUUGGGAGCCUGCCAAGACUCCUGAAGAUUUCGUCACCGAUUACCACGUAUUCGUGGAAAUGUUACGAUCAUUUGAUCACAAGAACCAGAAAUUUACAUCAAAGCAUCUACAACUGUCGAAAACUGCGACAGGAACUCGAAUUGUGGGAUUAAGACCAGCUGCUUUGUAUAACGUUUCCGUUUCCGCAGCGUCUGAACAUGGAUUAGGCCCAGUCAUUUCUGAAUCAUUUUGGACUGAGAUUGCAGCUCCAGACAAGCCAAAUACCCCAGAGCUAGUAAGCCAUCAUGGCCAGGAACACGAGGUCGAGGACGAUAACGAGAUCCAUAUCCGAUUCCAAGCACUUACGAAUAACGUGGGUGGACCCAUCACCGCCUACAGGAUUGUGGUCAUCAAUGAGACUGAACCAGCACCGUUCUACGAAGAAAACCUCGAUACUUGGGAGAAGGCCCAGGAACUAGGCCUGAAAUAUUGGAUCGCCGCUGAGAUUUCUCCGGAUUGGUUCGACACGCACGAGGAAUUUGUAGUUGGAGAUCAGCGGUUCUAUGGGGAAUACGAAAAUCACGGCCCACUUCCGUCCAAAUAUGAUUUUCACGUUACGGUCGGUGCUGUAUCCUCAUUCAAUAAUGUGACUAAAAUCACUUACGCCGAUGUGUCCCAUGAUCAACACGCCGACCAUAACAUAGUGGUCUUUGAGUUUCAUGAACACAAUCUCAACCAUGACGACGAAUCUCAUGGACAUGAUCACGGAAAUCUUCGUAAACACUCACCAAGUCCCCCUGCCAUAAAAGACAAUUUAUCUAGCCGGAUUGUAAAGGACACAAACCAUAACCCAGAUCAUGAUGCUGAAGGCCUGGACAAUCUCACUGUGGGUCUCUUGAUCUGUAUCGGUGUGUGUAGCGUGAUCCUUUUAGGUAUAAUCUCAUUGUACGGAUACCUUCGCUGGACGGUGAACAGGAGCUCCGGAUCAAAUGGAGAUGCCCAAGAGUUGACCCUUCACACACCUUCCCCAUCCAACCACGAGCACGGAGGCUAUGAGUUGGGUAUUGAGAAUGAAGGAGCAAGUGGCCUAUCCGGAUUGGAUCUGCUUCGAGAGUCUGUCUGGCAGAUUCCUCGUAACUUUUUGGAAUUGACCCAUGAAGUGGUUGGUCGAGGUCGUUUUGGAUCAGUCAUCAAAGGGAUUGUCAAUAGUGGAGAAGGUCAAGAAGCAGCUAUCGUGCAAGUAGUCCCGGAAAAAAUCCUGGAAAAGUCUGAGACGAAGGCCAUGAUCAGAGAUAUUGAAAUGGUCGCCAAGUACGGAAAGCAUCCCAAUAUCAUGAGUCUUAUAGGGCUUUGCGAGGAACGCGACGCUAUUUACGUGGUCAUUGAAGAGGGAAUCAUGACUUUCAAGCAAGUUCUCUUGGACAACCGAGCAUUAGUGCACAAUCCAGUAUACGUUCAAAGAAACCGACGGAUAUCCACAUUGGAUGAAUCUACUCUCAUCCGCUAUCUGGUGGAAAUUGCGCAAGGUCUUGAGAGAUUGGAAAUGGAGAAAAUUGUGCACCGGAAGUUAUGUGCUCGAAACAUCAUGAUUUGUAAUGAUAUAGCCAAGGUUGGCGGCGUAGGGAUCACAGAUUAUUGUCAACCUGGCCAGGAUAUCGACAUGGCUCGUUGGCGAGCGCAAGAAAACUUCAAAUCCAGGGCAUUAUCAUCCAAAAGCGACGUUUGGUCUUUUGGCGUUAUCAUGUGGGAGGCCGUCACCUUAGGUGGAACACCUUAUCCAGAUGUCAAGACGAAGGACCUUCCCACUAGAAUAAGCCGAGGCAAGCGACCUCCACAAACGACCAAUCCUUCGGAAAGCCUUUACCAACUAAUGCUCGAGUGCUGGCAACAUGACUUGGAUGAGAGGCCUCAUUUCACGUCAAUUGUUCACUCACUUCAAGAUCUUGCCAUUAAUCCCCAGGACCAUAUUAACUUUGGCGUUCGUCCUGGAUUUGAAUAUGAACAUUUUUCCAAUGAUUUGGAGCUGCUAUGAGAUGAGCCUUUUCAAAAAUAAAUGUGAAAUUAUCUUACUGAUGUAA
Tigriopus californicus is the source of this 2638-nucleotide messenger RNA. RefSeq names its product putative inactive tyrosine-protein kinase Wsck (gene Wsck). Gene Ontology annotation, biological process: multicellular organism development; cell surface receptor protein tyrosine kinase signaling pathway; positive regulation of kinase activity. The transcript is spliced from 12 exons. The coding region runs from base 169 to 2592 and encodes 807 amino acids. Gene Ontology annotation, cellular component: signaling receptor complex. Gene Ontology annotation, molecular function: protein binding; ATP binding; transmembrane receptor protein tyrosine kinase activity. NCBI's taxonomy places the organism in Eukaryota, Metazoa, Arthropoda, Copepoda, Harpacticoida, Harpacticidae. The record is from RefSeq and is a predicted model, not a curated record.